Molecule: messenger RNA, 567 nt
Organism: Lachnellula hyalina
Lineage: Eukaryota; Fungi; Ascomycota; Leotiomycetes; Helotiales; Lachnaceae
Product: Calmodulin
Exons: 4
Coding region: 1-567 (188 amino acids)
Molecular function (GO): calcium ion binding
Source: RefSeq, a predicted model, not a curated record
AUGUCGGGACAGAAUGCAACCCAGUUGACAGCGCAGCAGGCGCAAGACAAGGCAGCCUUGAAGGACGCGUUUGCGCUUUUUGAUAGCGACAACGAUGGCGUCAUAACCAAGGAGGAACUGGGCGCCGUUAUGCACUCCCUUGGGCUCCAGGCAACCCCUUCCCAGCUCGAAGACAUGAUCAAUGAAAUCGAUCUCGACCAUACGGGUACCGUAGAUCUAGAAGGUAAAUUUUCCCCGCCUUGUUAUGCUUAUUCCGUCGCAAACGCUAAUCAAUGUGCGAUCGCUGUAGAAUUCAUCAAAAUGAUGACCAUGGAGAUGAAACCCGCCAACAUCGAGCAAGAAAUGCGCAACGCCUUCAAGGUUUUCGACAAAGAUAACAGCGGCACAAUAUCUGCGGACGAGAUCGCUACAGUUAUGGCGACGUUUGGGCAGAACCUUUCGAAAGAUGAGGUGCAGUUCAUGGUUGAGGAGGUUGAUAAGAAUGGUGAUGGGACUAUCGAUUGUAUGCCCCCCAACCCCGACCCCCUGCCUUCGAAUCCGGCUUUAUGGAAGUGGUAUAAAUACUGA